Molecule: messenger RNA, 2662 nt
Organism: Pogona vitticeps (central bearded dragon)
Lineage: Eukaryota; Metazoa; Chordata; Lepidosauria; Squamata; Agamidae
Source: RefSeq, a predicted model, not a curated record
GCCGCCGCCGCUACCAUGGGCGACUCGGCUCCGGAGGAACGUCUUCUCUUGGCGGCAGCGUACGUCUAUGAUGCCCAGUACAAUAGGAACAUCCCUUUUGAGACCUCACCACGGGCGGUCAGGCUUUAUUAUCUCUACAACCACUGGACUAUGCAAGCAGCCACCUAUUUCUUUAUAUUUGUAGACCUUGCACUUGCCCUGUUUGAAGAGCCUGCUGUGUACCCACUUCCAUUUUUGGUUACUUCGCUGGCUGAAAUCGUAUGCCUCUUGGUCUUCUUUGGGAGACUUUUCCAUUUUGCCCAGGUUACUCCUCGCAUAGUGUUCUGGAAGGAUACCAAGAACAUCUGCCUCAUUAUAACAAUAUUGGCCACUUUGGUUGACCUAAUUAUCCAUGGAGCUCUUACAGUUUCAAGCAUUCCUGGAAUCCGGUGGUCAAGACCGUUGCGACCCAUCUUUUUAAUCAACUUUGCGGAAAGUCGCCAGAUUCGGCGCGCUUUCCGCAGCAUCCGGAACACUCUGCCUGAGAUCAGCUACGUCUUCCUGCUGUUCAUGUUCAGCGUCCUGAUGUUUUCUCUCAUGGCCCUCAAGCUUUUUGGGGACAGGAAUUUGAAGACUGUGGAAGGUGUGCCCUAUUUCACCAAUUACCUUGAAAUUGUGUUUGAUAUGUAUGUGCUGGUGACCACAGCAAACAGUCCUGAUGUCAUGAUGCCAGCAUAUGACUUUAGUUGGUGGUAUUGCUUGUUUUUCAUAGUCUAUGUUAUAAUCAACACGUACAUCUUCAUGUCGGUCUUCUUGGCUGUUGUCUACAACAACUACAGAAAACACUUAAAAAACGAAAUCCGCAAACUCGCUUACAUGAAACGUCGCAAGAUGAUUGAAGCCUUCAACCUCUUGAAUGUCAAAGAGGGAGCAGCAUUUGUGGUCAAAGAAGGCCAGUGGAAGCAUCUUGUAAAGCUGGUGGCACCUGGAAUCAGCGCUUCCCAUCGAGAGCUCCUCUUAAGGAUCUCUGAUGAAGAACAGAAAGGCUGGGUGGACAAGAAAUCUUUUGUACGCCUAGCUGAUCUGUUAAAUAUACAGGUUAUCACAAUAAAACUUCACAGCCACCCUCUGGACAUCUGGUUUCCUCACGUAUACAACUCUGCUCCCAGCCUGUUCAUACGCAAUAUGGUCCGGCACAAGGGAUUUGUUUGGCUGUAUGACAUAAUCAUAUUAAUCAAUGCGGUCUUCAUUGCCCUGGAUGAGAGGAACCCCUACAUUUCCUAUGCGGAGUGGGUGUUCCUUUGCCUGUACAUAGCAGAGAUCCUCCUGAAAUUGUAUACCUAUGAACCCAGGACCUUCUUUGCAAGAAAUCAGUUCUGGAACUGGUUUGAUACUUUGAUCAUUAUUGCAGCUUUGGUGGCAACUGUACUCAACACUGCACUUAAAUCAGUGACUGUAUACAACAGCCAACAAAUACUGGACAUUGUGUUUAUCCUGCGUGUUCUUAGGCUCAUAAGAAUUAUCGACAGUAUACAAAGGUUUCGUGUCAUCAUGAACACACUAGUAAACAUCAUACCGACAAUGCUAACCUUUGGUGGGUUGGCUCUGGUGGUGUAUUACAUGUUUUCCAUUGUUGGGAUGGAGAUCUUUAAAGGGAAGGUCCGGUUCUUUACUGGAAACGCCACUGCAAAGGAGGCCCUGUACUGCGGGAAUCCUGCUUUGAAGGAUACUGCUUUUGCCCGAGCCAGAUAUUGCAAGAAUAACUUCAAUGACAUUGCCUCAUCUUUCAUUGUCCUUAUGGAAUUAACGGUGGUCAACCAGUGGCAUGUCCUUGCCAGUGGAUUUGCCCAUGUGACUCACCAGGCAGCAAAGCUGUACUUCAUCACCUUUCACAUUGUCGUCGUUAUCAUGAUUAUUAACAUCUUUAUAGCAUUCAUUCUGGAAGCUUUCUUUGUGGAGUAUUCUCUCGAGAAGAGUGAAGUAGAGACCGCCAUUGAGAAAAAAAUUCAAGAACUUGGUGUAGGGAUCCAAGAGGAUGAACUGCUAGAUGGUACACUGUUAGACAACAUGGAAACUAGUGAAAAUGAUAUUGGAGGUGGAGAUGGAAUAACAGGGAAGAAACCUAAAGGACUGAUGUUUAAAAUUGCUUCCAAAAGAUACCGGACUGUUGACGCUUUACUUCAACGCAUGUUUGAAGCGGAAAUACCUCCUGAGGAAGAAGGGCCUUCACUGGAUGAGAUCUUGAAUCUUUCCCCGAAUGACAGCUACCCAAAAAACCCAACCUUAGACAGUGCUGCUUAAUACAAAGAAUGAAAGGAAACAACAGGAAACGCCUCAGAGACGGUAGCUUUUCCUUUUUCAGACUUCUGUGGUUCACUAAACGGCCAUCUUUGGAGCUGCCACUGGGAUCCUCUACCACUUGCAACUAAGAGGUCUUUGGUGUUCUGCUUGCCGAUCCUUCCCUCCAGCGACCCAAACAUUCCACAGUCAUCAGUAUUUUUUUAAAGAAAAAUUCCACCAUGUAUAUGUGAAAAGUCUUAUUUUUAUAAAUGGAAAACCAUAUCAUAUGUGCCUAAAAUACUUGACUUUAUCAAUAGCCAGUUACACAUCUAGCAUGCUACCUAAAUGCAUAGUAUUAAAACUUGCAGACAAAAAAAUCUUGUAUUUAAAAUUGUAAUCCAGA